GCUUUCGCGCCUGUCAGUUUGCUUCAUUUUUUUGUUUGUGUUCUGCAUUGUAUUGAUUUCGAAAGGUUAGGCGUACUUUGAAUGAUAUUUAGUAAGAAACAACAUUUGAACUUCUUUGGAACUCUUUGACUUUUCGUUCAACCAGGUCUAAGCUUUGAGAGCUGUUUAAGAUGCCCAGAGUUAAGGGAUCACCUUCUAAGUGUAUAAAAUCAGGAAAUCCCUCCAACCCUGCCUGCUCAUGGUUAUUUCUUAUCAAAGGAGAUCUUGUUGAUCAGGGUGGUCGUCCUUUGGACAUAGUUAAGCUACGUCAUCCUGCUUCUGGUGAGACUGCUAUGUUUUUGUUUAGUCCUAAUAAUGAGACUGUGCAAGAAUUGAUAACUUUUUCUGAAGAUAAACGGUCCUGGUUCAUUGACGAUACUGUGAAACAGGAUGGGAAGCUACAACUCUCAACACCAUUUGACCCUCUCUUUCUUGUUGUACCCUAUUUAGCCAAGGCAACAGCUACAGCACCUCUAGAACAACUUCUACAUGAUGAACAAUUUCCUGAAACAAGUCGACUGUUGAAAUGUUCUGGAAUGCAAAAUUUAUCAGUCAUAGCAGAUCGAAAAGGAGAUGAGGAUCUUAAUGCAUAUAAGUUUAAUGAAGAAAAACUAAUGAAAUGGCUUGAAAAGAAAUCUGAAAAGGUGGCUGAAGUCCUCAAAUCAAAGAAUGUUCAUGUGUUGGGUGGCUCCUUGUCAGCCACUUUUGUAAAGAGUUCUGCUGAUGCUGUGGCUUCUAAAGAGGCUUUCAUGAAGUAUGCCCAUGGCAUCAUAUCGGAGUACCUUUCAGAAGAUUUAAGCGCCAAGCUUUACCAGCAUCUUAAGUUACCUCCUGAUGAAACAACUAGUGCCAAAAGAAAGUCUGUGCCUGCAUCAGAUCAGAAAGAUGUCAAAAAGAUAAAACUAGAUGAUGAAAAUGUUUCAGAAGUAUCAAAAGGAGAUGCUCUUGAUUUAUCCAAAUCAGAGAAGAGUGGAGAAAGGAAUGAACACAAACAUGACUAGCUUUGCCACCAAUGUUUCCACUAUUUUUUUUUUUUAAAUUGUAAGGCUCACAUAACUGAUUCGUAAAGUAUGUUUCUAUUUUUCUUUUUUUCUUCAGCAAGCUGAUAAGCUUACAGCAAAGGAUAAAGCAAGACAAAAAGCUGCACAGGGAUCCAAAAGUAUUAUGUCAUUUUUCAAGAAGUCAUAGUGCAUCCUUAUUUUUAGGUGGUAUCUCAAUUAAUUUUGUGUUGCAAGCAUAAGGCAGAUCUGUUUCAUCUUUUCUUCUCCAUUAAACUGUUGCCCUCAAAAGCAUUACCUAACUAGUAUUGAAUGUUCGUGUUUAGAAACACAAAUUAAAAUAUCUUGAUCAUUGUGUGGAACCUGUUUAUUUAAGAUAAAUUUAAUGUUAGAUUCUGUCAUGGAUAUUGCUGUAGUGGUAUUCUGCAUUCAUUGUCGAGUUAAAUUCUUAAUUAAGCAUUCCAAAGUUAAACUGGUUUUUUUCUUCUUUUUUGUCACGAAGACUUAAUGUGUUGUGUACAUCAAAUCUGUACAAAAAACCUUCCGAAUAUUUCAGGUAUGUUCUAUUUGUUUUGUGCCAUGUUUUUCUGUUUCAUUUCCUCUUCUAUUUCUUUGUUAUAUGCAUUUGGAAAAUUGUGCUACCAGCCUGCAAUGACCAAGUUCAUACUUAUACAUAACCUGUCCUUUUAAUUUUUCAUUUUUCUAUUGCUGAGCAAAUUCAACUGUACGCUACAUGAUCUUUUAUUUUUAUGUUGAGUGGUGGUUUUAACUAUUUCUGUAAAGUGGAGGGACAGCAGCCAAUUUAUAUUGCUGUGAUAACUCUUUUCAGAGCUUCCUUAUACUCUCUUGUGUUAUUUUUUAUAUUUGUGUUGUUAUUUAGUCUAAGAAUAAAGGAGACUGUUUGAGAACUAGAGUUUUAAAGACUGGCUCAGUUACCAUUUGAUGCUUCAGCCUUAUGUGAAUGUUGGCAUGAUAUUAAACUGUUAGGCUGAAAUUCUGUUCAAUGCCUAUUUAUCUUUAAUGUUCUAGGUCUGAUUGAGUCUUUUGUACAAGAGUGUGGUGUAUUUAUGAUUUUUCUUCUAAUGAACAGAGUCCCAUGUGCUCAAAGUUUGCAGCUCUGCAUUCUAGAAUACAUUUCAACAGGAUGACUUAGAGACUUUCAACCUUGCUUUACUGUGUUAUAACAUUCCAUUGCCCCAGUUUAAGUCUGUUUUUAUAAUGUGGUAACCUAAGAAAAAUCAACUUGUGUAAAGAUAGUCCUGGCUUUAUGUGAAAUGUAAAACCAGUUUGGUCUUAUCUACUCAUGUUCCUGUAACUAAUCCCACCGUUUAUUUUGAACUAGCGACACAAUAAAGAUGACCAAACUGCA
Messenger RNA from Frankliniella occidentalis (western flower thrips), 2406 nucleotides. RefSeq names its product ribonuclease H2 subunit B. The coding region runs from base 171 to 1040 and encodes 289 amino acids. The transcript has 7 exons. The record is from RefSeq and is a predicted model, not a curated record. Gene Ontology annotation, cellular component: nucleoplasm; ribonuclease H2 complex. Gene Ontology annotation, biological process: RNA catabolic process; ribonucleotide metabolic process. NCBI's taxonomy places the organism in Eukaryota, Metazoa, Arthropoda, Insecta, Thysanoptera, Thripidae.